GAAUUGACUGGUCCAGCCCCCGCCCUCGAAGCAGUCGAAUACAUCGACGUGAAAUUCCAGAACAGAUUCAAUGAACAUUCGAUAUAUCGGGGGAAGCCGACGCCGGAAUUGGAGCAGGCGUGGUUGGAUUUGUGGAAUUUCGCCCCCAUCAACAUUCCCCUCGAGAAACUCAGCGCGUUGAACAAAUCCACGACUUCGAAUUGGCAACGCGCGAAGCCGGAGAAGGGGGGUGGGGUUAUUGGGUCUCUUGAGGUGUUCCACCAAAUCCACUGCCUCGAUCUCAUCCGCCAAUAUACCUACCGCGAUCAAUACGAUUAUAGCAAACAGCCGGCGUUUGAUGGGACGGAGGAGCAGGUUCGGCAUCACGUCGACCACUGCAUUAAUAGUUUGAGAAUCUUCCUCCAGUGCACCUCAGACGUGACACCGUAUCUGGUUCUCAAAGAUCCGAAACGGCCCCUAGGCAUCGACCCGGAUUUUAAUACCCAGCACAAGUGUCGCGAUUACGGGAAGAUAGUGACCUGGGCGAGGGAACAUGAGUUGAAUACGGCGGAUUAUCAGAAUCAUAUUGAUUAG
Aspergillus ibericus CBS 121593 is the source of this 573-nucleotide messenger RNA. RefSeq names its product oxidase ustYa family protein. Gene Ontology annotation, biological process: mycotoxin biosynthetic process. The record is from RefSeq and is a predicted model, not a curated record. The transcript is spliced from 4 exons. NCBI's taxonomy places the organism in Eukaryota, Fungi, Ascomycota, Eurotiomycetes, Eurotiales, Aspergillaceae. The annotation marks the transcript as partial.